GAUGAGAGGCCGAGGGCUGGGAAUGGGGCGGGGGCAGAGAGAGAUGCAGAGAUGGCAGAGCUUAGCAGGCAGUGAGGUCAGAGUGUCUGUGAGGUCGGUUGCUGUCCAGGGCUGGCCUGGGGUCCUGGUGCCCAGAGUAGGUGGAUCCAAGGAGCUCAGGGGUCCCCCAGCCUGAACCACGGAGACCUGGGAGGGAGUACCCAGCGUGUCCUUGGUGCCCACAAACUCCAAGGCCCCUCCAGUACGGGUGAAGAUGUCGGCCCAGGACAGCUGCCUCAGCCUCAUCAAGUACCUCCUCUUCGUUUUCAACCUCUUCUUCUUCGUCCUAGGCAGCCUUAUUUUCUGCUUCGGCAUCUGGAUACUCAUUGACAAGACCAGCUUCGUGUCCUUUGUAGGCUUGUCCUUCGUGCCCCUGCAGAUCUGGUCCAAGGCCCUGGCCAUCUCAGGAAUUCUCACCAUGGGCCUUGCCCUCCUGGGCUGUGUGGGGUCCCUGAAGGAGCUCCGCUGCCUCCUGGGCCUGUAUUUUGGGAUACUUCUGCUCCUGUUUGCCACGCAGAUCACCCUGGGAAUCCUCAUCUCCACUCAGCGGAUGCGGCUGGAGCGGAGGGUGAAGGAAAUCGUGCUGGAGACCAUCCAGAACUACCGCUCGCGUCCGGAGGAGUCGGCUGCGGAGGAGAGUUGGGACUACGUGCAGUUCCAGCUGCGCUGCUGCGGCUGGAACUCUCCUCGGGACUGGUUCAGUAUCCCCAGCCUCAUCAGCAACGAGUCGGAGGUGCAUCGCGUGCCCUGCUCCUGCUAUAAUUCAUCGGCGACCAAUGACUCUGCAGUCUUCGAUAAGCUCUCCUUCCCCCAGUUCAGCCGGCCCGGACCCUUGGCGCGGCCCCGGCACAGUACUGACCUUUGCGUGGUUCCUGCAGACAGCAAUGUCUACAGCGAGGGCUGCGCGCGGAGCCUCCAAAAGUGGUUGCACAACAACCUCAUCUCCAUAGUGGGCAUUUGUCUAGGUGUCGGUCUCCUUGAGGUAAUUUGGUCCAGCCCCCACUCGCAAUUGGCCCUACAAUCCCUAGAUGGCCCUACCCCAAACCCCUGGGAAAGGUGCAAGCCUGCUAGAGCGUCAGCCCAUCCAGGUUCUCCUGCCUCUCCGCAUGUACGCGGAAGACCUACCCCUUGCAAGCCCCGAUUGGCUGCACGCAGGAAGUAGGCGUUCCCUCCCGCCCUUGCGAAGCUCUCAUUGGCCCUCCUUGGCGUUCCUGCCCCCUGCUCGUAGCAGCAAUAUCCCUCCCCUUUCCCUGCAGGUGAGUGUGGCGGGGCUGAGCCUGCUAAUCUUGCGCAGGGCGCUCUGCCGGGAACGCCAGCGGCAGGUGCUGGGCGCCUGUGGUUCGAGCCCCCGGCCAGGUCCCUGUGCUGAUGGCGGCGGCGGGCGCUGUGGUGUAUUGAGCAGCAGCGGGCGUAGCGGCGGUCUGUGGGGUGGCUGGGGCAUGGCGGAUGCCUGUCCCAACUGGGGGGACAAGUCCCCACAGGGCAAGCUGCCCGUGGCCCUGGGGCCCUGGCCGCUUUGGGAUCAAGAUGAGGAACAACCUGAGACCGGGAGCGCGGGCGAGGAGGUGGAGGUCGAGGUGGAAUUAGCGGCCAAGGCAGAGAGAGAGACAGAUGAGCCUCCAGAAUAAAGUACCCUGGGCUAGCUCCGGAUCUCACUCCUUCCCAGACUUUGAACCUGCGCUAGACGCAGCUGAAUACUCCCUACCCCACCCUGUUCCGUUUCUUUCCAUCCUCCCCACCCUCCGCAUCUUUGGUAGUCUACCCCAAGCCCCCAAAUUCCCAUCCCUGACCCACCUUUCUCAACCUGGCUGAGCUCCCCCUCUAACCUCACCUUUCUCCGCCCCUCCCAAAUCUCCACACUUAAUUUUCUUCCCCUGGCACUACCCCCUUUUUCUCCCUCGGAACACCCACCAUCCCUACCCCAGUCCCCCUCGCCGGACCCUGCGGACCUCUCUGACCAGGUCUCCUUUCUCUAUAGCUCAGCUUCAUGACGCUCUCGAUAUUCCUGUGCAGAAACCUGGACCAAGUCUACGACCGGCUCGCUCGGUACCGCUAGGCCCCAGUCUCUUCCCAAAGCCCCGCCCCGUCCCCUUCAAGUGCCCUAGGGGCUUCCCUGUGGUCUGUAAAUAUUUGUUCAAUCCCCAGUUCGCCCCAACCACUGAGUCCUCCACCUCCUCAUUUCCCUGGGGGACUCAGAUGUCUGCCUGCCCAGCUGCUGUCACCUCUCCCGCGGGACCUGGGCCUUCCGGCCACCAGCUUCCUGUCCCCAAAGAUGCCUCAUUUCCUUGCCUCAUCUUUCGGCUUACCACCUCCCACAGGAUUAUUUUCACCCAAACCCCAAAUAAAUCCCCUGCGUUUUGGUAAAAUAGUUUUAUCCUCUGUCAAAACACAAACCAACACACUUUGCUGGCGAGGGGAGGCAACACAGUAUAUAGCCUACAUCUUGUUGAGAAGAGAGGAUGAAAUUUAAAAGCCUCACCCCACAGCUUGUCCAGCUCAGAAAAAGUCACGACCCUAAUACCCACUUAUAAAUAUCUCUUGUUAUAUUAAAAAAAAAAUAUUUUCUGGGCC
Messenger RNA from Enhydra lutris kenyoni (northern sea otter), 2610 nucleotides. RefSeq names its product CD37 molecule. The coding region runs from base 254 to 1201 and encodes 315 amino acids. The transcript is spliced from 8 exons. The record is from RefSeq and is a predicted model, not a curated record. NCBI's taxonomy places the organism in Eukaryota, Metazoa, Chordata, Mammalia, Carnivora, Mustelidae. Gene Ontology annotation, cellular component: membrane.